Molecule: messenger RNA, 1846 nt
Organism: Mus caroli (Ryukyu mouse)
Lineage: Eukaryota; Metazoa; Chordata; Mammalia; Rodentia; Muridae
Gene: Mtap
Product: methylthioadenosine phosphorylase
Biological process (GO): nucleoside metabolic process
Cellular component (GO): cytosol
Molecular function (GO): S-methyl-5-thioadenosine phosphorylase activity
Source: RefSeq, a predicted model, not a curated record
AGCCCGUGGGUCCCCGCACUGCUUACUCCCGCGCCGGCCCCGCAGUCUCCUCCCGGUCCCACGCUGCGGCCCGCUGUGGACUUCUCGGGUGCAGACAUGGCUUCGGGCUCCGCCUGCACGGCGGUGAAGAUUGGAAUAAUUGGUGGAACAGGCUUGGAUGAUCCCGAAAUUUUAGAAGGAAGAACUGAGAAAUAUGUGGAUACUCCAUUCGGCAAGCCAUCUGACGCCUUAAUUUUGGGGAAGAUAAAGAACGUUGAUUGUGUACUUCUUGCAAGACACGGCAGACAACACACCAUCAUGCCUUCAAAAGUUAACUACCAGGCAAACAUCUGGGCCUUGAAGGAAGAGGGCUGUACACAUGUCAUCGUGACCACAGCUUGCGGGUCCUUGAGAGAGGAGAUCCAGCCUGGUGACAUGGUCAUCAUUGACCAAUUCAUUGACAGGACAUCCCUAAGGCCUCAGACCUUCUAUGAUGGGAGUCAUUGCAGUGCCAGAGGAGUGUGCCACAUCCCCAUGGCUGAACCGUUUUGCCCCAAAACAAGAGAGGUCCUCAUAGAAACUGCUAAGAAGCUAGGACUUCGGUGCCAUUCAAAGGGGACAAUAGUCACGAUUGAGGGGCCUCGUUUCAGCUCCCGGGCAGAAAGCCUUAUAUUCCGUACUUGGGGCGCAGAUGUUGUCAACAUGACUACUGUUCCAGAGGUGGUGCUUGCUAAGGAAGCUGGGAUUUGUUAUGCAAGCAUUGCCAUGGCAACCGACUAUGAUUGUUGGAAGGAGCAUGAAGAAGCAGUGUCAGUGGAUGGGGUUUUAAAGACCAUGAAAGAAAAUGCCAAUAAAGCCAAAAGUUUACUCCUCACUACUAUACCUCAGAUAGGGUCGAUGGAAUGGUCAGAAACGCUCCGGAACCUAAAGAACAUGGCUCAGUUUUCCGUUUUACCACCAAGACAUUAAAACAGCAUAGCUGACACAAGAAGACGUUCUACUUCUAGUCUUUGGGAGAUUUUGCUUAAACAAAAAUGGGAAAGAUCCGCAGCCUUCAUGCCUUUGCCUAGAAAGAAAGACACUGUUAGUGACUCAACCAAGAUCCCAACUCAUCUGGGACCCAGAAGGAAAGCAGACAGCCUGCCAAACAAAACCGGAAAGCACAUCUGUCUCACUUUCCCUAUUAAACUGACAGCAAGGCUCACUAGCGACAACAUCCACUACCCUACAGCGCUAAGGAACCAAUAUGAGCUCGAGAUGGGACUGCGUGAUUGUAAACUGGCGCCAUGUUUCCGACACCUGGUAUUCUAAGAGUCUCUCUUGAAGAAGUUAUGAGAUAUUCCUUCAAAGAGUCAUGUGUAAAAGAAGAAUAUUACCUGUCAUAGUAAAAUAAUCAAAACUAUCUGAAUAUAAAAAAAAAAAUUAGGUGUGCCGUGUUUCCGUUAUAAUUAGGUUAUGGAGCAAUCAAGUGGAAAUCAUGUUUCCUCACAAAGAAAUGAUUAAUCUUUUCCUCUACUUUUAAGUAUAAUCAAAUAAUAAAGCUGUAAAAAUUAAAAUGGACUUAGAGGACUUUGAAAUUUGGUGGUGAUGUGAAGACAACAACAAUAUUAUAAAUGUGCUGUGUAUGUGAUUCAAGAUAUAUAAGCCAAAUCACCCCCUUUCCCAAAUAAAGAAAUAAAGGAAAGUGCUGUGUGAGGAGCUUACUAAAUGUUUGCUAAGAAAUAUCCUGGGUCACCACACAGCUAAGAUGAUGUAACUGAGAAAACCAAGGCCAGUGUUUAAUGCAAGCCAGUGUGACUCAUCACAGUGUAUCGAGAGUUGACACAUAAUCAGUUGGCAAUGUUUUCUUUUGUUUAAAAGAAGAAAG